Molecule: messenger RNA, 3162 nt
Organism: Branchiostoma floridae (Florida lancelet)
Lineage: Eukaryota; Metazoa; Chordata; Leptocardii; Amphioxiformes; Branchiostomatidae
Product: 1-phosphatidylinositol 4,5-bisphosphate phosphodiesterase delta-3-like
Exons: 5
Coding region: 7-546 (179 amino acids)
Biological process (GO): phosphatidylinositol-mediated signaling; lipid metabolic process
Molecular function (GO): phosphatidylinositol-4,5-bisphosphate phospholipase C activity
Source: RefSeq, a predicted model, not a curated record
GUUGCCAUGAACUACCAAACCAAGUGUGACCAGAUGGAUCUGAAUCUCGGCAAGUUUCGACAGAAUGGAGGUUGUGGGUACGUCCUAAAACCGGAAGUCCUCAGGAAAGAUUACUUGAAGAUUGACACUUCCGGAAAGAUCCCAGCUAAGUACAGAAAGAACCUUACCGUCAGGGUGAUCAGCACCUUCCAGCUGCCCAGCCCGUCCGAGAAGGGUACGAGCUGUGCGGACCCGUACGUCAAGGUGCAGAUAUGCGGUAUCCCAGCAGACUGCGCGGAGCAGAGGACCGAGUGGAAAAAGAACAGCGCAUUCCAUGCCGUGUGGAACAUGGCCAUGACGUUCCCACUGUCCCUGCCUGAGCUGGCCAUGCUGCGGUUUGAAGUGAAGGAUCACGACAGCAUGUCCGGCAGCGACAUGUUGGGACAGUUCGCGUUACCCAUAGACUCUCUACAACAGGGCUACCGUCACGUCCGUCUACUGGAUAAGGGCGGCGGGGAUAUCAGCCCAGCUUCGCUGUUUGUUUACAUCAGUCUUCAGGCACCAUAAACUCGUGUAUAAUCCCAUAAGGCCACACCAAUUUUAUUUGUUGCUCCUCGAGUUUUCCUGUCCAUCUUUUUUCAUUUAAAAAAAAUAAGUCCCGAGAAAAAGCAUUUUUUUCCCUUCACAAACCUGUACAUAUUACCAUUCAAAAUGUCAAUCUAAAUACAAUGCAAUUUAUUAAGAACAUUAGUAUUGUAUCAAAGGAAGGGAUUCAUUGUAUAAAACGUGCCAUUAAACUCCUCAGGCUGUUGUUUUUUUGUGUCAUUUAAGCCAUAUAUCUUCACCCUAGACCUUUUAAAAAAUAUUUUUAUUUCUUUUUGACCUAUCGCUCCGAUAUUUUUUUUGGAAAAAAUCCGAGACACAACAAAUAAAUUUGGUGUGGCUACACAAAAGUGCUUUUUUGAGUGAGCGAUAUCUCUUGGAGACGUUCAACUUCAUGAGAAAAAGAAAACUAUCUCGUUUUGUAAUAAUACAUGAUCGUUGCUUAUCAAAUUCUUAUUUUUUAAUAAUUAAAACAUAUUCUCGAAUUACAAUUGCAGCUUUAAAAAUGACCCACAAAACAGCUUCAUGUAGUAAACGAACGUAAGCGUUGUCAGGCAUCGUUGAGUAAGAUCUAAUUUGUAACCAAAAACUAUGAAUGGAUAUGCAAACGAGGUGGGGACAAAUUUCAAUAGAUCAUUAUUUGAAGGCUGGUUUGGCAUGCUUUGAACUGCUUGUUUGGUAGAAUUGUAGUAUAACCCCACCAUUGCCGUGGAUACCAGAGCUGCCUGUGAAUUUUAAUGUGACGAUGACACGUCCCCUAUUUUGUUCGAACCCUGGUUUCGCGAAAAAAACGAGGAUAAUUACAUGUUAAUGAUAUGCGUGCAAUUCGCGUGGGAAUGUAGCUGAGCCCUGCUUGAUAACUUGUAAAGUAUUGAACACCUGAUGCAGAGCCCUUAACAUACUCUACUCGUUCUAGUGCUAUUCUUGAAAAUUACUUUGUCAGCAAUACUAAUGUCUGUUGCAUGUUGCAAGUUGUGUUGCUAUAGGAACCUACUAUAGGAAAAGUAACUGCUCGAGUUGAAAAUAUGUUAUAGUUUUAUUGUACAAAACAAAUCGUGCCUCAAAUUCAUGUAUUACUUGCAAGGUGUGAGUAAACAAAAUACAACUGGAAUUAGGUAUGAUAUUGGUUAUAGAACAUCAUAGUAGAAUAUAUGGCCCUUGAUGUACAAUGAAUGACAUUCUGUGACUCUGAAACCUGUAUGUAAUUGUACUUGAUGUGACAUGGUUAUUGUGUAGUUGAAGGAGCACUAAGCUGAAGAGGAUGUUGACUUCUAGCACAUUAUGUAUUGAAUGAAACCAGUCGCCUUUUUUGCAGAAUUUCACUUGUAGUGAAUUACAAAACUUGUGUUUUCUAAAACAAUAUGAUACUCACCAAUCCAUUGUAAACCCAACCAGUGCAUUACCAAGAAGGCCAAACGCUAAAUUGUCAAAGACAACGUUGCAAUAUGAGUUUCUCAUCGCCCAUGAAAUUGUUUUGCCUUGUCAGUCACAUUGUAUUCAGCCAUAGGCUGAGAUCGCUUUUAAUAGGUAGGAUACUGAAAGCUUUUCGAUGCGCGGGGACUAUUGGCCGUGGACUUUAUCGUAUGCUGUGAAGUAGUAAGCAUUUUCCCUCUUAAACGCAUUAUCUAUUGGAAAAUAACACUUCUUCAGGAAUGUAGUGUUUCUUUCAUACCAUCCCUGAAAUAUGCCUUGUGGAAAAAAGAGAUACGACAAUUGCGCUUACAAGGGUUUAGGAUGAUAUAGUGACGAUUUUAGGAAGAUGUGACAAUAGCAAAUUGUUAUUGUCACUUACAAUGGAGUACGACAAUAUAGUUACAAUCCUUGGAAGAUGUGACAAUAGCAAAUUGUCAUUGUCACUCACAAUGAAGAAGGAUAGUAUAGUAACUAUCAUUGAAAGAUGAAACAAUAGCAAAUUGUCAUUGUCACUUACAAUGGAUUAGGAUAAUGUAGUUACAAUCUUUGGAAGAUGUGACAAUAGCAAAUUGUCAUUAUCACUUACAAUUAAGUAGGAUAAUAUAAUUAAGAUCUUUGGAAGAUGCGGCAAUAUCAAAUUGCCAUUGCAACUUACAAUGGAGUUGGAUAAUGUAGUUACACUCUUUGAAAGAUGUGACAAUAGCAAAUUGUCAUUGUCAUUUGUUAUGUUUGAUGGUAAGAAAUCUGAAUUUGACGUGCAAUCUAUGUAACCUAUAUUUUGGAGGUAACAAUACACUGAAUGGUAUACUAUUGCACGGAAAUAUUGCAUGGUAAUAUUCAUUAACCAAAGGAUUUCCCAAGUUACCUUUUUAUUGUACAGUCGAUGGCCCCAGAGUUCAGUGAAUUCAGAAUACAAAUAUUAUAGCAUGUGUAUUGUUGGCGCAUCAAAUAUAUUAGGUAAUAUUCUUGAGGGCAAUUAGGUUCAUUUUUUAACAGUAACGCUGAAUCUCUAAGAUAUACACCACUGAUUUUAGUAUGUAUUACAGAUAGGAAUAACUAACAGCUACCAUUUUUGCUGGUAAACUUUGAUGUUUUGAAGUGCUGUUGGUUUUUACCAAAUACAUUUGUAAAUUAUGCAAAAAAAGAAUGCUUCUGAGCCACAUGAAA